Molecule: messenger RNA, 3384 nt
Organism: Cheilinus undulatus (humphead wrasse)
Lineage: Eukaryota; Metazoa; Chordata; Actinopteri; Labriformes; Labridae
Product: potassium voltage-gated channel subfamily KQT member 2-like
Exons: 16
Coding region: 278-2926 (882 amino acids)
Biological process (GO): transmembrane transport; potassium ion transport
Cellular component (GO): membrane
Molecular function (GO): voltage-gated potassium channel activity
Source: RefSeq, a predicted model, not a curated record
UUGCAGGCUGAUUGCUGAUGGAAACGUGAUUGGUCACAGGACUGAAAAUCGCGAGUAUUUCUCUCCUCUCCGUGUCUGUCAAACAGCCGGAAGGGGCUAAGGUAAAAGCACCAGUGUGCACUUUCUCCUGGUUAUUGCUGGUUUUCUAGGGGGACCGACUACACGGACUGCAUCCUCCAGCAGCAGCAGCAGCAGCAGCACCCACCCCUCAGCACGGUGAUGCAUCCCCGCGGCAAGGACACGGACAACUCCUCCACAGAGUCGUCUCCACUUUAGGAUGGUGAAGAAAUCUCUCAACGGCGGGGUUUACCCAACUCAAGCCGGAGAGAAGAAGCACAAAGUCGGCUUCGUUGGAUUGGACCCGGGAGCUCCGGAAUCCAGCAGGGAUGGGGCGCUGCUCAUUGCGGGAUCUGAGAGCACCAAGAGGAGCAGCAUCCUCUGCAGACCGAGGUCCAGCAUCUCCGCAGGUAGACCCAGACCGUCUAAGAAAAACGCCAGCUAUCGGAAACUACAGAAUUUCCUUUAUAAUGCGCUGGAGAGACCGCGGGGAUGGGCGUUCAUCUACCACGCUUAUGUCUUCCUCUUGGUCUUCUCCUGUCUCAUCCUUUCAGUCUUUGCUACCAUCAAAGAGUUCAAAAACAGCUCAGAGAGUGCCUUGUACAUCCUGGAAAUUGUGACCAUUGUGGUGUUUGGAGUAGAGUACAUAGUGAGGAUAUGGGCUGCCGGCUGCUGCUGUCGCUACAGAGGAUGGAGAGGGAGGCUAAAAUUUGCCAGAAAGCCUUUUUGUGUCAUAGACAUCAUGGUGCUGAUUGCCUCAGUGUCCGUGCUAGCUGCUGGAUCUCAGGGCAAUGUUUUUGCCACCUCGGCCAUCAGGAGUUUAAGGUUUCUGCAGAUCCUUCGCAUGCUGCGUAUGGACCGCCGAGGAGGCACCUGGAAGCUGCUCGGAUCUGUCGUCUACGCCCACAGCAAGGAGCUCAUCACUGCGUGGUACAUCGGCUUCCUGUGUCUCAUCCUGGCUUCAUUUCUGGUCUAUUCUGUGGAGAAGGAGUCCAAUGAUGAGUUUGAGACGUAUGCUGAUGCUCUUUGGUGGGGUCUGAUCACUCUCACCACUAUUGGUUAUGGGGAUAAGGUGCCAAAGACCUGGAAUGGACGCUUGUUGGCAGCCACAUUCAGCAUGAUUGGGGUGGCCUUCUUUGCGCUUCCUGCUGGAAUUCUGGGUUCUGGUUUUGCCCUCAAAGUGCAGGAGCAACAUCGGCAGAAACAUUUUGAGAAGAGACGUAACCCUGCAGCAGGACUCAUACAGGCUGCUUGGAGGUUUUAUGCCACCAACCUUUCCCGUACAGAUCUGCUGUGCACCUGGGAUUUUUAUGAGCAGACUGUAGCCAUUCCAAUGUACAGAUUCAUCCCACCUCUGAAUCAGCUGGACCUGCUGAGGAAUCUGAAGGGGAAGACGUUCAGGAAGGAGUCUCAGACAGAAACCUCACCCAGUAAUGAAAAUGCACACAAAGACAGACUUUGCGGGUGCUGUCCGAGAACUAUUAGUCGGAAGGCCAGCCUAAAGGACAAGGUGUUCCCGAGUCCUUCCAAGGCUCCCAUGGUCAAAGGGAAGGUUCAGUCUCCAGGGGCUGAGGACGGGGCCGAGGGGAGUCCCAGCAAGGUCACCAAGAGCUGGAGCUUCAACGAGAAGAACAGAACGCCAAAGCAUGCUUUCAAAGUUAAAGGCGGCACCUCACGCCAAAACUCAGAGGAGGCGAGCCUCCCAGGAGAGGAAAUCGGUGAUGAUAAGAGCUGCCACUGUGAGUUUCUCCCUCAAGAAUUACCGCCAGGCCUGAAGGUCACAAUAAGGGCGAUUUGCAUCAUGAGGUUUCUGGUGUCAAAGAGGAGGUUCAAAGAGAGCCUGCGGCCGUACGAUGUCAUGGAUGUGAUAGAGCAAUACUCUGCAGGUCACCUGGACAUGCUGUCUCGCAUUAAAAACCUGCAGGCCAGAGUUGACCAGAUAGUUGGUAAAGGUGCUAAACCUGAUGGGGAGGCAGUCGACGAUCCUAGCAUGAUGGGACGCCUGGUCAAAGUGGAAAAACAGGUGCUCUGUAUGGACAGGAAACUUGACUUCCUGGUCAAUGUGUACGUGCAGCGUAUGGGUAUCCCCCGAUCAGAAACAGAGGCCUUUUUCAAUUCCAAAGAGCCGUAUCCAGCUCCGCCUUACCACAGCCCUGAGGAGAGCAAGCUGGAGAAGGAGGAGAAAGAGGAGGUGAAGGAAGAGAAGGAGGUGAAGUCAUGCUCGCCUGCAGACGUCCCGUGCUCUGAUGGGUCUUUGGAUAAGAGAGAUCCUCUGCUGGGUCGGUCUGUGGUGAUUUCAGUGGGCACUCCUUCUGCCAGCCACAGCCGGCCGUCUACCUCCUGGCAGCAUCAGCUGCAGCACCCUCUCAGCCAGCCUGCCUGGAACAGCAGUGUGGCCAACACUCCUUCACCAGUCGGUGGCGAUCAUUCGCCCACUCUUUUCCGCCUCCCACCACCGCCCGUCCAUGACAGAUCCUCCUCUGGUCAGGGCGGCAGCGGCAGAGAGAGCUCCCAGAGCAGGAGGCGCCACAGGAGGCAGAGGUGUCAGCAGGAUGCUACCGCCGUGGAGAGCGACACGUCCCUAUCCAUCCCGUCUGUUGACCACGAGGAGCUGGAGCGCUCAUUCAGCGGUUUCAGCAUCUCCCAGGCCAAGGAGGACUUCUUUGGACCAUCUUUCUUUGCAGGCUCAGGAGGCGGAGCAGCAGCAGCAGGGACUGAAGCAGCAGCGGGACCUUCACUCUGUGCCCGGGUCAGACCCUUCAUAGCUGAGGGAGAAUCAGACACAGACUCCGACCUGUACGCUCCCUCCCCGCUGUCCUUCACCGGAGAGGUGUCAGGAGGAGAGAGGGCAUGGCCAGGGCUGAAGUAGGUCAGGGAGGACUCCUCUGCCUGGAGAGAGCCUUGUACUGAAAGGGAUUCAGUUCAGCGAAAGGCCUGGCAUAAGAACUCGUAGCCAAAUGACUGACUGUUUUUGCUGACAACGCUACUACAGACCAUUUAAGGUUAAAGGGGAAGUUUGGUAUUUUUGAGAAGGGGUUGUGUGAGAUACUUGGCAGUAAUCAGUAUAUAAGCCACAGGAGAUGUUGGUCAGCAGCGCCCCGUUAUGGAGAAACUGGUAGGAGUGAAGGCACAGAAGCUUGGCUAUGUAGUGAAACGCAGGUAUGAUUGUUCCUUCAAAUUGAAUUGAUUUCAAGCCUCUUUGUUUUAGCAUUGCUUUAGCACAAUACAUAGAAGGGCUGGGCAUUUAAUUGCAAAUUAGAUUAAAUCACAAUAUGGCCUGCUGCGAUUUACACAUCACAGAAGUUGCAAUAUUUCUUUAAAUGUGUC